GUCGUUCCCGAGCGCUGGCAGCGACGCACUUGGUAUCGCCAUGGGAGACGAGGCGUCGUCGCCGAAGCGCAAGAAAGUACGCGCAAAGUACGCGUCCAGAGCUUGCGUGUCGUGUCGGCGCUCCAAACUCAAGUGCUCUGGCGAGAACCCCUGCCAGCGAUGCGUCGACAACGGGAAGCGCUGCUUCUACUCGGAAGACCAGACGGCCGCCGAAGCGCUGCAGAACCUGAGUCGACCCACGCCCGUCCACGCGCCCUCGGAUACCACCGACAACGGGAAUGCCACCGGGGCAGCUCGCCGCAGUCUGCUGCCGCAAGGCGAAGGCGUCGAGCGGCGGGCCAGCGAUGCCAGCGUGCUGGGCAUGUCCAUUGAAGCACGCAUGGCGCGCAUCGAGAGCAUGAUGGACUCGCUGAUACUGGAGCGUGCCAGGACCGCCACGCCUCGCACCAGCAUGGAGCGCGACGCGGCAGCCAGCGAUCGUCUCCAUGCCGACUUCCUCAUGCAAAUAGCUGGGGAAGCCACCAUGUCUGCCUUCCCACCCAUCGCCGAAGGAGACCUUGACUUCGACAACGGCCCGGCCAGGCUUCGGCAUUCCCUCUCAGCAGUAAGCCCUGCCAGCAGUGCCGAUGCUGCUGCCACCAUCCGCGUCGGUCACAAAACGCUCGCAUUUCCCAACCCAGCCGAGUACCAGAGGUAUCUUGACAUCUUCUUUGACGACAUUGCACCUUAUUAUCCGUGUGUGAACGAGCUAGACUUCCGUAUCAACAGUGAGAAGCUACUGUCAGCACCUGCGAUCCAAGCAGACCAUGUGUCGCUUCUGGCACUCAACUACAUCGUCUUCGCCUGUUCAGAUAUUGCAACGUCAUUGGACGUGGCAAGCUCCCCAUCACAAGUCAGCUCUCCCGGGUGGCAGUGGUUUCGGGCGGCAGAUGAAUUGGUCGGUAAACGCAAGUUGAGCGGCCAAGUUGAUCUUUGCUUGAUACAGUUUCUGGCUUUGGAGGCUGUCUACCUGAUGUACGCCGACAAGGGAAAUGCUGCCUACAGCAUCAUUGGGCAGGCGUGCAGAAACUGCUUCCUGGCAGGGCUCCACCAGCAAUCCUCAUCGUCUUGGCGAAGUUACACGCCCUUUGAGAUUCACAUGCGACAACGAAUCUUUUGGACAGUAUAUUUUCUCGAUCGCCGAAUAUCGCUCAGCUGCUGUCGGCCGUAUAGUAUCCGCGAAUCUGACAUUGACAUCGAGCAACCUGCAUAUCUUUACGACAAGGAAAUCCAUCCCGAUCGGCCCCUACCAGACCUCAACAUUGUACAGUCGUCGAAUGUUUACCUCAAUUGCAUGGUAUGUUGGGGACGUCUGGCAGCAGAUGUUUGGGACGGUACGUUUGCUGCUGCCAUGUCCAAAGACCGGGUAGCCAACGACAACGCACUCAUUCUUGAUGCCCGCAUCAAACACUGGACUGAUGUCAUUCUCCCUACUAUUCCAUUGUUGCCUCAUGAAUUCCCUCCUGAACCCCGUCAGCUACGGCAGCACACUAUCGUACAAAACAGCCUCGAUCAGCUCCGCCUCCUACUGUUUCGUCAAACGAUGCUCAGUUUGCGGUACGAUCCCGAUGUUGCGUGCCUGUGUAGGGAUCUUGCUAUCAACAUUGUGCAAAGGAUCAAAAACCAUCAAGGCGAUGUAGGCCAGCCAACAUCCUUCCGAUUCCCGAUGGCAUCAUGCCUGGGUGGUGCAAUGUUGAUACUAGCGACCUUGAACUUCCGCGACAUGCCAUGCAUCCCUUCAGACAACCAUUCAUUAACGCAAUCCGAAGAAGCAUAUGGCGAAGCUACCAGUAUCCUGGCUGACUUGUCUCCUGGACUCGCACUCGCACGCCGCAUAAAGAAGGAUUUCGCUGACCUCGAAAGUUUGUACCGACAGACUGUCGACCCGACCGAACUAAAUUUCGGAAACGAUGGCCCUGUAGAAAGGCAGGAGCUAUUUCCUUAUACAUCAUUGGAUUUCACACAGCAAUUUGGCUUCGACAAUGAAGCUGAUGCAAAUAACAGACACACGAACGGAUCAAGCUCGGCAUCGACCUUGAAUACCGAUCUAUGGAGCUCGAUUUUUGCGACCAAGGAGGGCAAGUACGGGGUUCCGUGGAUGUGAGGUGACAAGAGAGUCGAAAUUUGGUUCAUGAUUUUCUUCCUUGCCUUCUGAGAGUUACAUCAUGGGACUGGGCAUAGCGAAAAUCAGUCUCAAGGCGUUUGUUGCGUUCUGAGAUUUGUAUUGACAUUGAUACCCCAAGGGCCCAAGCACGAUUUAGGUCUGUACUUCACAUGUGGAUUGUGUUUGAAUAGCAAUGAGAUGUACGUGGAUAGAAGUGUUCGAUUAUGAGCUAAGACUCUUCAA
Molecule: messenger RNA, 2386 nt
Organism: Paraphaeosphaeria sporulosa
Lineage: Eukaryota; Fungi; Ascomycota; Dothideomycetes; Pleosporales; Didymosphaeriaceae
Exons: 7
Coding region: 41-2143 (700 amino acids)
Biological process (GO): positive regulation of transcription from RNA polymerase II promoter by galactose; DNA-templated transcription
Cellular component (GO): nucleus
Molecular function (GO): DNA-binding transcription factor activity, RNA polymerase II-specific; RNA polymerase II cis-regulatory region sequence-specific DNA binding; zinc ion binding
Source: RefSeq, a predicted model, not a curated record